Fusarium vanettenii 77-13-4 is the source of this 1392-nucleotide messenger RNA. RefSeq lists its product as uncharacterized. Gene Ontology annotation, cellular component: membrane. Gene Ontology annotation, molecular function: carbohydrate:proton symporter activity. Gene Ontology annotation, biological process: carbohydrate transport; transmembrane transport. Bases 1 to 1392 code for a protein of 463 amino acids. NCBI's taxonomy places the organism in Eukaryota, Fungi, Ascomycota, Sordariomycetes, Hypocreales, Nectriaceae. The record is from RefSeq and is a predicted model, not a curated record. The transcript is spliced from 6 exons.
AUGACAACUCAAAAACACGGCCUCGACUUGCGCGCCACCUUCAACGUCCGGCUGACGUUGACGGUAUUGCUGAUUGCAUUCUCUCAGUUCAACUUUGGGUUCGAGAUGUCCGUCUUCUCUGGAACCCAAGCAAUGAACUACUUUGAGAAGCAAUUUGGUACAUGGAGCCCGACUGCGAAGAAGCACAUCAUCGAUCCUCAAUGGCUGUCUCUGUUCAAUUCACUCCCAUACAUCAGCUUCAUGAUCGGUCUCCUUGCGGGCAGCUAUGUCAGCAACCGCUGGGGCAGGCGUAUGUGUGUUUUCACCAUGAGUAUUUGGGCCAUCGCCGCAGCUGCCAUUGUCGUCACUGCAAAGAAUAGGGACCAUCUCUUAGCUGGUCGCGUUCUCAACUACGUCUACAUCGGCAUGGAACUUGCCGUGGUCCCCAUCUACCAAUCCGAAAUCGUACCUGCGCGAUCUAGAGGCUUUGUUGUAUCCACUUACCAGACCAGUGUCAUUUCUCCUCGUUGGCUCGCCGGCAAGGCUCGUCAUGAGGAAGGCCUCGCAGCACUUCGCAAGCUCAGGGAGGGCAAGAUGACCGAAGAUGGGAUCGUGUCAGAGUACGGCCUCUUGGAAACCGCUUCGUCCCGCUACCAAGAGAAAGGAACGUUCAAGGAACUGUUCUGGAAGGCCAAUAUUCGUCAAACAUUUAUUGUCAUCGGUAUCAACUUCUUCCUCCAGACGACUGGCUACACCUUUCAUUUGGUGUAUGGCUCUGUCUACAUCAAGUCACUGGGCACGAUCAACCCUUUCAACAUCAACUUGAUCAAGUCCUUUGUCGCUCUUGUCGUGGCCAUCGCGACCAUGUGGGGCUGCGAUAUUGUUGGACGACGACGCCUUUUGAUGAUCGGAGGUUCGAUUCAAGCCGUAGCUCUGAUGGCGAUGGGCAUCAUUGGAACGGUUGUCCCAGCCUCCAACGCAAAGAACUCGGCCAUUGUAGCCAUGAUGAUCGUCUUUGUUGUGGGCUGGACGUGUGGAUGGUCGCCAAACUCACAUAUUCUAAGCGCGGAGAUCCCGAAUCAGAGGCUGCGAGACAUGUCUUACAGGGCCGGGUCUGUGAUUAACGUAAUCAUGCAAUUUGUCACCGCAUUCACUCUCCCGUAUCUUCUGUUCCCGCCUUACGCAAAUCUCCAGUCAAAGGUCGGCUUCAUCUACGGUUCGUUCGCCGUGCUUGCCGUGCUAUUCACCUACUUCUGCAUUCCAGAGCUUCAAGGGCGUACACUGGAAGAAAUCGAGCAAUUGUUCGCGAUGAACAUCCCCAUCAGACGGUUCAAGGACACGAAGACGCUAUCAGGUGCCAGGGUCUCUGAGGACAUUGAAGCUGAUGCCAAGGAUGAUAAGUCAAUUGCUUGA